AUGGACGUGAGGAGACAGCGGCGUAAUGAGGAUUCGAUUGCUUCGCGCCUUCAAGGGGAAAAGCUUGCGGAUUUCGACGUUACUCAUAAAUAUUUCGUGCCUAAACAUGACCUCUAUUGCCAUUUUCUAUCUGUGUACGAUACACUUCCCAGCGUGAAAGGUAAGAGAUUGAAGUCGUGUAAUUUUUGGCCACUGGUUCUUUUAAAAAUAAGUUUUAACGAUAAAAUAGUGAAAGAUACGUCGAUUUUCUUUUUGGAAACGUCUUGUAAUUCUUAUAAUCGAGGAAAAAUCUUAAUAAGGAGUCGGCAAGCAUGUGCUGUUGAAAGUGCAGCUAGAAUGAACCCAAAUAAAACGGUUUAUCUACUUUAUGCAUCCCCUGGUAUGUUUCGAGAUGACCAUACCCAAUCGGAUGAACUAAUCAAGAACUUAAUGGCUUACCCUAAUAUAAAAUUGCAAUAUCUCAAUAUGAAAAAGUUCGUUCAAGGAACGCCAGUUGAAAAGCUCUGGACUAGCGAGAAAAUAUAUCGUUCAAAAUAUAUUUUACCGCAUAUGAGUGACAUUUUAAGAUAUUUAACUCUAUGGAAAUAUGGAGGAAUAUACAUUGAUCUCGACGUGAUAGUAACGAAAAACUUGGACUCUCUGGAGCAAAACUUUGCUGGUGCGGAAGACUCAAAUUACAUAGCCAGUGGCGUGAUGGGAUUUAGCAGUAAAGGGAUAGGACAUCAGUAUGUUAACUCUUGCGUUCAUGACUUGGCUGAAAACUUUGACGGGGAUGCGUGGAGUGCAAAUGGGCCUUUGGUUGUCACGAAUUUAGGCAACAGAUUAUGCAAUGCAGACUUUAAGGACUUUAUCGGCCAGUCCUGCCAAGAUUUCCACAUAUAUCCACCAGAAGCUUUUUAUGCCAUUCCGUUCCAUACGUGGGAACAGUUUUUCAACAAUAGCGAACUCGCCAACGUUAAGGAAAAAACGCAAGACAGUUAUCUCAUACACGUAUGGAAUAAACUCAGUUACCACGCGAAAAUUCCUAUUGACGACGAUGUACCUUAUUUGGACUUUGCCAGAAAGUACUGUCCGGGAACAGUUCGGCAUUUAAAGAGAUAUUUUUAAUGAAAUUUUGUUUUAAUUUUAUUGAUUUGAUUUAUGGUAAAGUAUUUGUUUACAAAAAAACUGAGGAUAAAUACAGAAAUGAUCUGCACUGUUAAUGAAAAUAUUUAUUGUGUAUAACUUGUG
Molecule: messenger RNA, 1230 nt
Organism: Sitophilus oryzae (rice weevil)
Lineage: Eukaryota; Metazoa; Arthropoda; Insecta; Coleoptera; Curculionidae
Product: lactosylceramide 4-alpha-galactosyltransferase-like
Exons: 5
Coding region: 1-1107 (368 amino acids)
Biological process (GO): glycosphingolipid biosynthetic process
Molecular function (GO): alpha-1,4-N-acetylgalactosaminyltransferase activity
Source: RefSeq, a predicted model, not a curated record